Messenger RNA from Xyrauchen texanus (razorback sucker), 3905 nucleotides. RefSeq names its product actin-binding LIM protein 1-like. The transcript has 23 exons. Gene Ontology annotation, cellular component: stress fiber; actin cytoskeleton. NCBI's taxonomy places the organism in Eukaryota, Metazoa, Chordata, Actinopteri, Cypriniformes, Catostomidae. Gene Ontology annotation, biological process: cilium assembly; cytoskeleton organization; lamellipodium assembly. Gene Ontology annotation, molecular function: actin filament binding. The record is from RefSeq and is a predicted model, not a curated record. Bases 1 to 2235 code for a protein of 744 amino acids.
AUGCCUUCCCUUCCCACUCUGAAAAGCCUAGGGAAGAUCUGUGGCUCGGGACGCAGUCAACAGGUGAACCGCACCAGGAUCAAACGCAGGAACUCUGUCAAACGAAUGUCAAUCAUAAAGGACGGUCGUGUGGUGGAGGUGCUGUACCUCAUCCCAAAACAGUCCAUGAUGCAACAGCUGCCGUUCAUUAAUCCUGAUGACUACUACCUGACUGAGAGCCUGGCACCUGUGGCCCAUUCCCUGGAAACUCACCAACAGGCGGAGAAGCCUUUGAUAUGCUGUGCUAAAUGUGGAGAGGUUUGCAAGGGAGAGGUGUUACGAGUGCAGGCUAAACACUUCCACAUCAAGUGCUUCACAUGCAAAGUAUGUGGCUGCGAUCUGGCACAGGGAGGAUUCUUCAUGAAAAAUGGAGAAUACAUGUGCACUCUGGACUACCAGCGUAUCCAUGGCACCCGCUGUAACAUCUGUGGAGAGUUUGUGGAAGGAGAGGUGGUGAACGCACUCGGAAAGACCUACCAUCCAGCGUGCUUUGUGUGCACAGUCUGCAAGAAGCCGUUUCCUGCAGGAGACAGAGUGACAUUCAAUGGUAAAGACUGUCUGUGUCAAUACUGUGCAGAGCCAAUGUCUCCUGGACCCACUAAAGAUGUCAAAGGACCCAGCAGUUGUGCGGGCUGUGGCAGAGAUAUUAAGAAUGGUCAGGCUCUUUUGGCUCUAGAGAGUCAGUGGCAUUUGGGCUGUUUUAAAUGUAAAUCCUGUGCCAAAGUUCUGACUGGAGAAUACAUCAGCAAAGAUGGUACCCCCUACUGUGAGAGAGAUUAUCAGGUCCUGUUUGGUGUGCAGUGUGAGGCGUGUCAGCAAUUCAUCACAGGGAAAGUACUGGAGGCAGGAGACAAGCACUACCAUCCCAGCUGUGCUCGUUGUAGCAAGUGCAAUCAGAUGUUUACUGAAGGAGAGGAGAUGUUCCUGCAAGGAUCAACAGUUUGGCAUCCAAGCUGUAAACAUUCACCUAAAGGCGAGGAGAGACAGAGGCCGACACGCUCAUCGUCCGAGAGUAUAUGUUCCAGACCUGGUUCAAGCAUACCUAGCUCACCGGGUCACACCAUAUAUGCAAAAGUAGACAAUGAAAUCCUUGAUUACAGGGAUUUAGCAGCCAUUCCCAAGGUCAAAGCCAUUUAUGACAUUGAGCGUCCAGAUUUAAUCAACUACGAGCCACUUUACACCACCUCACUGGAUGAGGCAGAUGAGAGAGAGAGUGUGGGAGAGCUGCAGAGCUCCAGGAGAGACUGUUCCACCAUGCCAGAUGACAGAACCAGAUCACCCACACCGACUGCUGAGGGCUAUUAUGACAUGAGGGAACGAAUCCUCCAGAGGUCUACGAGUCAAGGGUCCAUUGGCUCACCCAUUUACAGCCGCCAAAAUUACACACCCACACUUUCACGCUCGCCUCAGCACUUCCACAGACCUGAUCAAGGGCUGAACAUCUACAGAAAACCACCGAUCUACAAACAGCAUGCCCAGAGCAAGUCUGCUGAUGACAUCAUCAAAUCGGCCAAAUUCCCCUCAGCAUAUGCCCCUGGUCCAGACUACCCAGCAAAGAUAGAGACAGAGUGCUGGACCUUCCCAAUCGCCCAUGCUGCCAUAGGGACAGAUGGCAGGAGAAGAUCAAGAGAGGAGGAUGAAGAGGAGCAACAGAAAAGAAGACAACUUCAGGAGGAACAUCUCAUCAAGAUCCAGUCUGGUUUGGGCAAGAUGAUCCUUAAAGAGGAGAUAGAGAAAGAGAAGAUCCGAGAGCGUCACGCACGGAGCCUGUCGGCUCAACGCUGCAGUAAUGCAGAUCAAAGUUCACCUUCUAAAACAGGCUCACUUCCUGGAUACGGGCGACAUGGAUUGCAUCGGCCUCAGUCGACUGAUUUCUCCCAGUAUAACAGUUAUGGAGAUGUUUGCGGUGGGAUGAAAGAGUUUCAGCCCCUGCAUGAUGGCCAUCGUUCAUCCACCAGAAUGGACAGAGGAGUGUCUAUGCCUAAUAUGUUGGAACCAAAAGUUUAUCCAUAUGAAAUGCUCUUGGUUACCAGCCGAAGUCGCUCUAAACUGCCCCGAGAUGUGGACCGGACCCGACUAGAGCGCCACCUAGCUCCAGAGAUGUUCUUUGAAAUCUUUGGGAUGGAAAUUCAGGAAUUCGACAGGUUACCUCUCUGGAAACGCAAUGAAUUGAAGAAAAAAGCCAAGCUCUUCUAACCAGGAUAUAUUGAAAACAUUUACACUCGCUCACAUUAUGUAUCAUAACGCUUUUCACUGCUGUUCAUUUCUUUGUUGUACGCUCGGAGGUCAAAGCUAAAUGCAAAAAUGAAGAUGCAAGAAAGCUCUAUGCUGCAAUGUCAUCAUAUGAUAUCAGUUCAAUCCAAACAUUGCUGAUAUACUCCAGAAUUCUCAUCACUCUCUUUGUUCAUGGCUCUCUCACUUAGUUUGUUUUUUCCUCUCGCAGAAAAUAGUCUUUCUCUUUUUGUUCCAUGUUCUUCUUGCAUAACUUAGUCAAUCUUGCUCAUGCAGGUAAGAAGGUUGUCUGAUAAUCUAAUUCUUUGUAAAUUUGCAGUUACAAUCUAUUUUAUUCACUGUGCUCAUACUAUGUGUGUCUCUCUCUCUCUCGUGUGUGUGUGUGUGUGUGUGUGUGUGUGUGUGUGUGUGUGUGUGUGUGUGUGUGUGUGUGUUCAUGUUAAACAGUUUUGAAUGCUUUCAAAGAGACUUAAUCCAUAUCGGCACAUAUCCAUCCAUGUAUUUACUGCUGUAUCAGACUCUUAAACAUCUGUUAAUUAAAGAUUUCUGCGCCACUAGCUGCACCAAAAAUAAAUAAUGACAGUUUUUGAACUUUCAAACAUCCAUACUUCUGUUAUUCAGUCGAAGAGAUAUUGCCAUCUGAUGCAGUCGUCGUUCUGUCCAGCCCACUUUGCAAUUUAAUGCCACUAGUGGCGCAGAAAAUACACUUUCUGGUAUUAUUUUAUUUGUAAAAUCAAUAAUGAUGUUCAUUUCCUAGUAUACUGUAUAUUUAAAUAAUAGAAUACAAAGGUAAACAAUAAACUGCAUUUGACAUUCCUGAAAAAUUGACACACACUGCCAGCUGUAUUUCUGAGUAAUGAGAAAUGUUUCAAUGUCACCUCUCAGCUCAACCAAAGGCAUUAAAAUACAAAGAUGCUCUAUAAAUUGUUUUAAUUAACCCUGACUAAUCGAAUCAGAUGUCGUGUUAUUGUAUUGUUGAGUUCAUCAUGCACAAUACACUUGUACAUGAAUUCUGAGCAGGACCAAAUGGAAAGUCUACUUUCUCUCUUUCUCAUUCAGUGGAACCUAUAAAAGAAAGAAUGAAAAUAUUGAAUUACAAGGAAAUGUAUAUGUCUUUCCAACUAUGGAGAAGCCUACAUUUUCAUGUGCCCAUCAUAUGUCUUCCUAUAUUGGAUAAAAUAAUAAACUCGUUUUUUGAGGGGAUAAAAUACAUUUUAGUAAACAUAAGGUGAAAAUUCAUUUUAUUACUUUGAUUUGUGCAGAUGAUGCCAUUUUUGCCAUGUCCUAGUGUACCAGCCACUAGCUUUUAAAAUGAAAACGUAAAAAAAAAAAACGUAUCCUGAAUUUUCCAUGUUUACUAAUUGUUUUUUUUUUUCUUUGUCCAAUAAAAAAAAUCUAACAAAAAUGUAUUAGGAAUAUUUGUUUUAGUAAUCGAUGUAAAGUUUUUAUGCAAAAGUUUUCUUUUUCUUUUUCCUCAACUUCACUACUAUGUCUUGAAUUUGCCACUAAUUCAAAAAAUAAAUAUAAAAUAGGUCAUUCUAAAUAUAUAUAUAUAUAUAUAUAUACACUGCCGGCCAAACGUUUGGAAUAAUGUACAGAUUUUGCUCGUAUGGAAAGGUGUUCUCAUUAAAAGA